Molecule: messenger RNA, 1727 nt
Organism: Halteromyces radiatus
Lineage: Eukaryota; Fungi; Mucoromycota; Mucoromycetes; Mucorales; Cunninghamellaceae
Exons: 10
Coding region: 54-1559 (501 amino acids)
Molecular function (GO): protein binding
Source: RefSeq, a predicted model, not a curated record
CUUCCUUUCAUAUAUAUUAUUAUAUAUUAUUAUUAUAGAUUUUGUUAACGUUGAUGAUUAUAUUACUAUCACUCUCUACUUUAUUCUUUUUCACAAUUGUGCACGCUAUUCCUGGUCGAGUUCUUCAAGGAUGCACGGCCGUUGGCAACAAUGUAUAUUGUUAUGGCGGAUACAUUAGUGCUGCAAAUAGUGUUUUUAUCAAUAUGACCACUGACCAUUUCACUUUUGAUAUGUCUCAAGCUGAUUUGACCUCUUCUACUUAUUCACCUAAUUGGACUCCUGUUCCUUCAACUAAUUCUAAUACGCCUGCUCUCGAACCUAGAGCUUCCAUGUCUUUGGCAUCACUUGACAAUACACGAUAUAUGGUUUUUGGUGGAAGUUAUAAUGCUGCUCUCAACAAUCCAGCUCUCAUCUUUGAUAGUAGUAGCAAUACUUGGUCAACUGUCUCUGAUCCUCCUUUUUAUAUGAAAGAAGGCUUCAUGAUUUCUACAGAUAACAAUACCGUAUGGGCUUAUGGUGGAAAAUUGAAUGGUACUCAAAACUUUGUUCAAAGCGAAAUAUUGAAAGGUGAUUUGUCAAAAAACCCUGCUAUGUGGUCUCUUUUUCCAAAUGGUCUUGGUGUACCAGUCACUAGUAGAUAUGGAUAUGCUGCUAUUUGUCGAAAUGGAGUCAUCAACUUCUUUGGUGGCUUUUUGGAGUUACCUGAAGUAAAUCUGCAACCUAAUAUUAUUCCAAUGCAAAAUAUCACUUUUUACAACACUCAUACCGAUCAAUGGGGAAGUCUCACGGCAUCGGGUGACACUCCUACGCCCCGAAAGGCUCAUACUGCAACUUAUAUUCCUGGUACUGGGAAAGUGUUGAUAUACGGUGGAACAAAUAAGGCCAAUUUACAAGCUUUACCUGUCUCGGACUACGCUUACCUUUAUGAUAUGGAUCAACAUGCAUAUACCAAGUUGGAUUUGUCGGCAGGCAAUGGUGCUGGUUCCCGUAUGGGUCAUUCUGCGGUUCUUUAUAAUCGAAGUAUUUUUAUCAUGUUUGGCUAUGACGGAAGUGGCAAUAUAAAUGAUGAUACGCAUAUCUUGGAUGUCUCCAAUGCUUCAAUGCCUGUUUGGGCUGGUCAAUCUUCUGUAGUAUCCAACAAUGGAACAAAUGAAACGAGUACAAACAGUAAUGGAAGUAUUGGUGCUGGUGGCAUUGCUGGUAUUGUUGUUGGUGUAGUAGCCGCUGCUGGAAUUGCUGGAGCCUUUGCCUUCUUCUGCUAUCGAAAACGAAGAAAUCGAAACAAAAAUGAAUUUGAUUAUUAUGUACCGCCACCUCAAGAUUUCAACAACGAUAUUCCUCCUACCAUGUUUCCCGAAAAUACUGACAAGAACAGCAACAACAACAGCAACAACAACAACAACAACAAUAAUCAUUUGAACACGGAUGGCUAUCAAACUCCCUCAGUGGAAUAUUCUGAACCUGCACCUUCCUAUCCAGCCACCAAACCUCAUGAUCCUCAAACUGAAUUCGUUAGACUUACCAAUUUACCAACGAUCAAACCAUCCGAAAACGUGUAGAAUACAAUUUGAUUUUCUUUUAUUAUUAUUAGUGUAUUUAGAUUAGUUAUCAUAUAUACCUCUUGAAUUUAUAUUAUAUUACUAUUACAUUGUAAAUCAAUAAAAGAUAUUAUAAUUUGUAUGAUAGCACGUACAUCUCUUUGUUGAUUUAUAUAUUGUGGAUAUGAG